UCAAGGCCUCACAGCCGACUCAAAUGGGUUAGAUCCAGACCUGCUCUCGCUCAUCCGCAUGGUCUUCCGCAGCUGAGACUCAAAGCCGAGAAAUACCUUGAGAGAGGGAGGCAGGCAGCAUGGAGGCACGAAGAGGGCGUGUGUGUGCGUACACAUAUAUCGGUGUCUGCUCAUAUGUAUGUGCCGUCCCCUCACCUCUCACCUCUUUAUGUGCAGGUGUUCUGACCGAGUGCCCGCCCCUGUCGGAGAGCCCACUCUCCAGCCCGUCCUGAUCGUCGAAUGCGUCUACAUCCGACAUGGCUGUAGUGUCGGGCCCCGGCUUGCCCGCCCAGGCCCCAUCCUGCUUCAUAUGCAACCCAGGCACCACACGAGUCUGGCUGGCAUUGGCAUGGGCAGUCAGCCUCCCGCCCGUCGUUGAGUCGUCCCCUCGACGAGACGAAGUGAACUUAAUGUCGCUAGACGAGGCACUGGGGCUCUCAGUUGUUCCGCGAUGAUGCGGUCUUGGUCGUCUGCCGGGCCGCGGGGACUCGUAGCCGUCGUCGCUCUCGAUGGUACCUCUUGAGAAAGGGUCGCUCUCAUUGCCCAAGUCGGACCGCACCGACAACUUGGGAUUUAUCUACAUGCCAAGAAAGUUUACGAAGCAAGCCACAAAAUCAACCGACAACAAAGUGUGGAUGGGAUGCGUCACUCACGAGAAGGGGUGACUGCUCCCUGCGGAAGUACAUACCUUGUUUCUCCGGGGCCGGGGUGAGAUGUCGUCGUCGGUUAUUGACCCAGUGAGAGGGUUCCGUCUCUGCCCCUCCAUGCCCCUGAGGUUGGGCAGGGAGUUAAACAUGUUCAGCCAUUUGGACGCCGUCUUGCCAAGAAGACCCUGGGGGUGCCUCCGGUCGAAGUAGCGCUGCGGGUGCCUUGACCCGUACCACCACGUUAUGGGCACGAUCAGCAGCAGAUAGAUGAACAUCAAAGCGCCUGCAUGGGAGAGGAGAGAGCAGCGAGACGCACGUGUGCCGUUUGUCGCUGCUUCUCAUAUGCGCACGGACCGACCCGACCCACCUGUGGCGGCCCUGGCAUCAGUGGCGUUUAUGUCGGAAGGAGGCUGUGGACAGACAGCACUCAGUGCGAAAAGAAGGAGACAAAUGCAGAGCAAGCGCAUUCGAGUGAGCUAUUCCCCGCCUGAUUACCAACGCGAAUGUAUAGAAGAGGCCAAUUAAGGUGACAAUGUGCAGCAACAGCACCUGACGAUGAGAGACACAACACUCGCGCCGUACCACACUUCCGUGAGCGUACGUAUCUGUCUCUGUGUGUAUCUGUCUGUGUCUCUCUCAGUCACUCACCGUGAGUGCGAUAUCCAGUUUGCUAUUCGCAGAUCGUCUCCAAGGCGCAAACGACAUCUGACCGAGUACGUGCGAAGGAGAGACAUGCUCUUGCACACAGACAUCCGGGCGUCUUAGUGCCUGUCAUGUCCCACCGUGGCAAAUGCACUGCAGAGCAGAACCAACAAAUGGAAAGUAAGUACGGCAGGAGUGUGAAUGUGAACAUGAAUCAUCAUUAUCGUUCUAAGCUUACUAAAAGGUCAGUAUGACGGCGUAGUAGAGCAGCUGCAGCUGCCCAAUGUUGGGCACCAAGGCGGUCGACAGCGCUAGAGACGCAUUGCGGGCCUGGCAAAGUGGACCCACACAAAGUGCAGUGAGUGCAGAAUGAGCGCUGGCCAUCUGUCAUUCGAAAUAUAUAGGCGACCCUCACCAUCCAGACGCACUCCCACCAAACCAUCCCCUGUCUGUAUUUGCCCACGACGUAUCUGAAGGCCGCACUAAAGACCUCGUCGAAUCCUGAGAGCAAGGCGCAAAGCACACAUCAAUCAGCCGUAAAGGUGGUGCUGCCGACGCACCGCACCUUCCAGGUGUGCGGCCUUGUCUCUUCUCUUGAGAUCUGUGAGUUUCUGCAUGCGGAACGAUAUGGCAAUGGAGGCGAUGUAGGGGCAGAUGAUGUAGAGAAAGAUGCCAAUCCAGCUCAGCCACAUCUGAUCGCGCCACUCCUGACCUCUCGCCUGUUAGUAAGCAGAUUCACAUCGAAGACAUCAAUCAACGAGACACAGGGAGUGAGUGUGGGAGGCUUCCUUACGUACCGACUCCCAGUCGCAUAUGACGUAGGGAUGCGUUCUCACAGUGAAAUCACCCGAGGGAUGCUGCAAAGAGAGAGGAACAAGGUGCCACUUUAGUGCGCUCUCCCAAUUGCUGCCUGCGUGGCGCUGCUUUGUCCUCACCCGAAAGCAGUCAACGUGUGCCAUUGCGAUCGACACGAGAGCAACGUACAUGAAUGAGCUCACUUGCGUAGUCGUCGCUACGAUCUGCAUUCAUUGCCACAGGCAUACAGAUGAUAGCAGAGGGUGCGUCUCUGAACUGGCGUACUCUGAUGAGUCCCAGCCCGUGUGCAGUGUCGACAAAUUUCCUCCGAAACCAAUGCAGCCAGGCCUUGCGCCUCCCCCUCGCUUUGUCUGGAUUCAGGCAGUCCCAUUUCUUUCCAUAGAAGAGAAACCCCUGAGUGAGACGACCAACACGACCCGGUAUGUAUCGUGCCGCCCUGCUGGUCAUCGCCGCUUCCGUGGUGUCUGUCUGACCUCGAGGGUGAAGUGCAGUAUUGCCACGGCUGUGAUAAAGAUUAUGGGGAUCGAGAAGAGGUACCCAAUCUGGCGCGAGAAGGAGUCGAGGCCAAAGCAUGAGACGCCAAGAAUAGACGGAUCGACCAUCAGCAGCCUGGCGCAUCAAUCAAUUAGUCGGUCGAGGCAACGGGGAACAGACACCACACCGUCAGUCGCACAUGGACUGUGGUCUAUGAAUGUGUCUCUCUCGGAGCAAGGACUUACUUACCGAGGUAAGCUCAAGAGCGUGGAGACCUGCACGACGAUUCGCAGGUUGAAGCUGCUGAUGAUGCCGAUGUGUUGCAGGAAGGAGAGAAUGAUCAGGAACGCCUUGUUAGGGUCCAAGGCCGCGUCUCGCUCGGCCUGGCUGCUCAUGACGCUUCGCGACGAGACGCCUGACACGUUCUCUGACCUGCCCCUUCGCGGCGCCACAUACGAAGUCUUGGCGUAAAAGUACAUGGCGAUCGGCAUCAUGACGAGCAGACAAAGGAGGAAAAAGCCAAAAAUGCCACCGCUCAUAAAGCAUUUUGAGCACCGGCCGCCACUGCCCUGCACACAAGGACGAGAUCAUCCACCGACAUACACACGUGUGGACAUGUGUGUCCUCAGUAUGUGCGGCAGAUCGGCGCAUACGUACGCCUACAUACCCUAGUGUAUCCUUCUUCGCAUCUCCCGCACGCCAGUCCGACACGAUGCGCGCUGCAGCUGCGCGGCCCCCCACCGGGACAGCUGGAUCGAGGGUUGCACUCGUAUAUUGUCGGAAAAUCGUUGUUGUCACGAAUCCGAUACGACUCCAUGUAGUAGCCGGGCUUGGCGCGAGGAGGAUCGAAUCGGCCUGGGGUAACAAAGAGAAGAGACGAAGACAUGACAUGUCUCUCUCAAUCGAGCGACAUUCGUGCGCACUGCUCACCCACCUGGGCAUUUGUACAGGUUGUCAUUGCAGAGCUUGCACGUGCCCCGCGGGAGAGUGGCGUUGACGAGGUCGUUCGCGCGAAUCGUGCCGUUGAACCCAUUCGUAUAGAGACCUUGAGCGAAUAACAGUUUUGCAACGAGAAUACAAAGACCCUCCCCUCUGUGUGCGGUGUAGACAUAGGCGAUUUGAUGAGCGUCACCGACCUGUGAAGAAGUAUCCGCUUUUGCAGACGCACUGCUUGCGCGAAACGCUCCCCAAAGUAUCCGUCGUGCGCGUCUCGCUGCCUUUCGUACUGCAGGGCUGACAGCUCUGUUCGCCUUUCUGGUCGCUGUAGAAGCCCUUUGCGCACCUCUGGCACGUGGCUGACCCCUGUGCCUCCGAGAAGAAGCCCUCCUGGCAUAUCUGACACCCCGCAUCGGAGUUGCCGGGGUUGGCAAAUCCCGGCGGGCACAUCUCGCAUGAGGUCUGGCCCUCAAGCGGCUGACCAGUACCUGCGGGCAU
Vitrella brassicaformis is the source of this 4052-nucleotide messenger RNA. The record is from the annotation of a GenBank genome assembly. Lineage: Eukaryota; Vitrellaceae.